UGUGAGUUUGUGCAAGUUGACAUCUUUGCUGUUCAAAGGCUUAAUAAUGUGUUCAUGGAUUGAGUCAGGAAAAAGCCUAAAAGCAGAUCUAAACUAGUCUGAUCUCACUAAAUCUGUAAAAUGUAAACACUGUUAGUUGUUUAUCUUAUGCAAACUUGAAUUGUCACGUUGUGAAACAAAGGAUGAUAAUGAUGAUGUUAAACUCCACACAGGUUUCAUAUUUCACAUUUGGUGCUUACUUUGAUCUUGGACUCUUUAAAUACCUAUUGUUCAUAAUUAGUAUGUGUUUUUAUGUUGUAACUAUUUGCACCAAUGUGCUGCUCAUUGUGGUUAUCUGCAUGAACAGAAGCUUACAUGAACCCAUGUACCUUUUCCUCUGCAGCCUGUUUGUAAAUGAGCUGUUUGGUAGUACAGGCUUGUUUCCAUUCCUUCUGGUUCAGAUCCUGUCGGACACUCACACUGUUUCUUUUUCAUCUUGUUACCUGCAGAUUUUCUGUUUGUACACUUAUGCAAAUGUACAGUUUUAUAACUUAGCCGUCAUGUCUUAUGACAGAUAUCUUGCCAUCUGUUAUCCUUUACAAUACAACACUUACAUGGCAUUUAACAAGGUUAUUAUGCUUCUUGUUCUAACGUGGGUAUUCCCUUUUCUAAGUAAUGUAAUCAUGAUAUCUUUGAGUGCGUCUUUACGGUUGUGUGGGAACAUUAUUGACAGAUUGUUCUGUGACAACUAUUCUGUUGUGAAAUUGGCCUGCUCUGACACGACAGUUAACAACAUCUAUGGACUCAUGUACACUUUCAUUGUAUUAUUUGGUCUUGCAAUUCUGAUUUUUUACACCUACAUGAGGAUCCUGAGAGUUUGUUUAUCUGGGUCCAAACAGACCAGAGAGAAAGCUGUUAGCACCUGUACACCUCACCUGGCUUCUCUGCUCAACUUCUCCUUUGGGUGUUUCUUUGAAAUAGCACAGGGCAGAUUUGAUAUGAACAGAGCACCCAUUUUGUUGCGCAUCUGUUUGUCUUUAUACUUUUCUCACUUGCCAAACUUCUCUUCAACCCUUUAA
This is a messenger RNA of Gasterosteus aculeatus aculeatus (three-spined stickleback), 1058 nucleotides long. RefSeq names its product olfactory receptor 4D1-like. Gene Ontology annotation, biological process: detection of chemical stimulus involved in sensory perception of smell; G protein-coupled receptor signaling pathway. Gene Ontology annotation, molecular function: G protein-coupled receptor activity; olfactory receptor activity; odorant binding. The record is from RefSeq and is a predicted model, not a curated record. Gene Ontology annotation, cellular component: membrane. NCBI's taxonomy places the organism in Eukaryota, Metazoa, Chordata, Actinopteri, Perciformes, Gasterosteidae.